CUACGCGGGAUGAUGGCAGAGAUGGAGGAGCCCGUUCUCUUCAGCAAAAACUUCAAGGUUUGUCUUAAAUCAGCGGAAUAAAGCUUAAUUUUAUUGAUUGUUAGCCACCUUCUACUUACUUUCUACGCCCUUAAGGAAGAUAUAGUUACGAAUCGUCGAUUUCGUAGAAGGAUUUUUUUUCGCUUCGUUGUGCCAUUUUUUUUGCUUUCAGAGCAGAUUUUAAUCUUCUCUCUCUUUUACUCAAAUAUGUAGCUUUCAAACGAUGCUGACAUCAAAGGAAAAGGUGAUUUGAAACUUAAAACUUAUUCCCGGAAUUACAGCAUUAGCUAUAAGCUUUAUGUAUGGUAGUAGAGACAUUUAUUGAAUAGAGGAAAAUUAAAUGUUGUGAUCGUCAUAAACCUACUUUGAUUGCACUAUGGUAAUAGGAUAUUUUAAGCUUAUUAGUCCUAUGAAUAUAAAAUGGUUUCCGUAUUUGUUUUUUUUUUUGAAAGAGACUUACUUGUCGAAGUUUUAGGUAAGAGUGUAAGAUAUAUUACUAAAACUGAAAAAUAGCCGUUGUUAAAGAAAUACUAUAUCAAAGAAAAACUUAUUUGCUGUGCGAAUGUAUUUUAUCUGAAUUUUACCUGUGCAUUGGAAAACUUUUUUGGUUGAUAUUUUUGCAAUAUAAAUGAAUGAAUGAAUGAAUUAUUAUUAUUAUUAUUAUUAUUAUCAUCAUUACUAUCUUCUUUAACUUUAUCUCAUGACUGAGCUAGAGUUAGAAUGAGGUAGAAGUCUGUUAAUUGAUGGAGAGUUCCUUUCUAAGGAUAUGAGAUGUUCCUAGUAGUGUGAUCAUGUGAUUACAACUGCUGUUGAUAUACAUAUCAUUUUCAACUCCAUAGCCUUUGUUUCUUAUCUCUCUUGGUCGUCAAAGUGAACCUGGCACAUUCUUUAAAGAUGACGAAAUAAAUUUUACUUGCUGGUAUAUGUGAGAUAUUAAGCAAAAGAACUAAGAUGUUAAGCCCUGUUUUCACUGGUGCAUAAGUAUAAGGAGUUGACAUCUGCACACGGAGAAUGGCAUAUUUGACUCAAUUCUUGAUACCCGAUCAUAAACAAGAUGGCAGACCCCAAGAUUAUUGACAGCUGAUAGCAACUUAUCAGUGUGCAGGAUUUUCAGCAAUACCUAAAUUGCAUUUUCAUUUAUUUGUUUCCUUCCCUUAUCUUCCUAUCUUCUUCAGCUGCUUUUUGACAUCAAAAAUAAAAGAGAGUAUGUGCAAAACAGAUAGGUAAAUAAUAGAAAAUAUUAGCAAGCACGGACAGUACUAGUUAGUGAUCAGCACACCUGCUCGUGUGAACAUUGCUCUUUUUUAUUGUUUAAUAGAAAAGACUUCCCAAGGGCUAAAAUUGUUUCAGGAUUCUUUAAAUGUAAGUACAGGCUGUAUAAUGAUUAUCUUUAUAAAGAAAUCGUUUUUGUCCUCACCUACCAUAAAUGAUCUUACAGACGCCUGAGGCAUUUAUUUAAUUUCAGAAGUCCAAGAGGGUGUGUUUUAUAGAGCGGAGAAGUCUUUAUGUCACAUUGCCAUGGUAGAAGAAUUUCUGGACGACAAACCAAAAAUGUCUCUUAAAAAAAGUGAAUUCGUACUGUUUCAAACUUCAUUGAUCCUUUUCAAUUUCUUUUAAUUUGUCAAAUGUUGGCAAAAUUUUCUGGGGUUGAAUCUGAAAAGGACUGUAUCAAAGUUUAGAAAAAGAAAAUUUUUGUGUUUUGUUCACCUUCUCCAUAAAGCGGACAUGUGAACUUGGGAAGAUUCAUGUCGCAAUGGUGCAACGGUGACUAAGAAAUGUCAUAAAAGCGUGAUGCAGGUGCAAAUUUGUUGUUUUGCUAAUAGUAAACCUAUUCUUUUUUGCUGUUUUCAUUGCCGUUGCCAUCAUCGUUGCUAAAGCUCCCUUUUGUUGUGAUCCAGAAAUUUUGCUACCAUGGUAACGUGACGUCACACUUUUCCUCUCUAUAGAUGGUACAUGUUUUAAAGAGGGAGGGGUUUAUUCUCAUAACUGUAACAAGCUCAACAAAACUACUUGUUCUUUUAAAUCACCUUGAAGUUGUUGUGAGAUUCCUUUGCAUUGGGUGAUUGUGUUGCCAUUGUUAGUCUAUCCUUAUUUUGAAUUUGACAUUGAACAAGAUAGAAUACACAAACCCUUGUUAAUCAAGCAAGAAACUAUAUAAAUUGAAUGAUUUUGCUCUUUUUUGCUAUUUCCUAGUAUUUCGGAGUAAUUCUCCGGGGGCGUCUAUUAGACAGGGUGCGUUUAUUAGAUAAGAGGUAUUUAUUAUUGAGAGUGGGCAAUUAUUAGAUCAUUUACAGUAUUUUUUGGUUGGUAAUUCAUUAAAAAUCUGUUUCUUCUUAAUAUCAGAUUUCCAUCAUGAACAAGAAAGCAGGCCAUUCUGAUAAUUCUGCGAGAGAUUGGCUGGAUCCUUUAAAAUCCGGAUGUGAAAAUGAGAAAACCAAGAAUGAAAACCUUGUAGAACAUGAUAUGGAACCUCCAGCAGAUGGUAUGUUACUGGCCGAAUUUAUACUAGAGACGAGUUAUCUGUCUAGACAGAUUAUCCAUCAGAUGGAUAAUUUGUCUAAGUAUAAAUCUGAAGGCAAAUUUUGACGAAUAAUUUGUCUAGAUAUUUACUUAUUUAUCCCAGGAAACAUUGUGAAAAUAUAGAAACCACUCCCUCUCAUGUGGAAACUUCGUCAAAAACCCUCUACAUUCUGUCUAGAUAUAAAUUUAGAGACCUGAGAUGGAUAAUUCAUCCAUAGUAUAAAUUUGGCCACUGAGAAUAAUAAGACCUAAUGCCCAAGAGUGACCAACAUCAAUUUUCUCCUAACAAUUUUUAUUUUAAUACUUACUCAAGAGAAAAGGUUAUGAGUUUGGAGUUCUAAAAGUGUGGGAAGUGGGAGAAAUAGGGAAGCAUUAUGCAACAAUGCUUAAUAUUUUGCCAUCCAAAUAGGGCUAAAAUAGGGGCAGGAGCCAGGAAUGCAAAGUGCAAACUGGGACAAUGCAAAUGCAUUGGGGAAAAUGCAAUGCAAAUAACGUUAAUUCUCUAUUCUUUGAUGGAAGAUGUUGAGAGAAGAAGAUUAAUAAGAGUACUAUUAACAUUUUGUGAAAUGUUCUUUCCUGAUAGAUAUUUUCCAGCCUCCAGUACAAGCAAAGAAAAAGAAAAGGAAGAAAAAACGAGCCAGUGAUAGUGUCUGUGAAAGUUUUUAUGGUAUGCAAUCAAAAAUUAGUUGAUUUGAGAGUCAUUGGCUAUAAGUGCAACAAAGGAGUUUGACCUAAACAGAUGUACACUAAUAAUUUAUGGAAAACAAGGAGAUAUUAUCUCCUCUUUUCCUUCCUUCCCACCUCACUCAUGCCAUCUUCCGUGUGCUUCCCUUGUUUAUGGUAAAUGAAAAGACAAAAGUAGAUGACUGGGGACAAAUCAGUGAUAUUUAAGCCACUGCAAAGCAACAAAGAACAUGUCUCCGUCAUUAUCUUUUCAGACAUAUACAAGGUACUGGACGAUGUUUUAGGGCAAGGUGCUCACACAAUAGUGAAGAGUUGCGUGAAGCUUGUCACAAAUCAGGAAUAUGCUGUUAAGGUUAGCAAAUUUCUUUUUAAUAUGAUUAUUGCCAGAGAGAGGUACUUCCAUUUUAUGGGUUAUAUAGGUAUGUGCCGCCAUGGAGGUUAUGGUUUUCAAGCAGUUUGGUCUAGGAUAGGGUAUAGAGAUCAGAGAGUUUAGGCCUAGAAUAGGGUACCAUUUUCCAGGAAACUACUCUGAUCUAAUCUAAGUUUGUGUUGUACCUCUCCCAGGAGUAUUGUAAUGAUUUGUUAAUAAUAUUAUUGAGUUAUUGUAUUAUUUUAUAUCUGUGGCUCUUAGUGAAGAACUCAGAUGAUACACCGCAUCAGACUUGUAUUUUAAUCAAUAUAAGAUACAUUCUUAUUUUGGCAAUGCAUUCUAAGCUUGGCUGGGAUUUCUCUAAAAUCAGCGUUUCUGCUCUUGCAUCGACAGAUCAUUGACAAGAGUGCAAAGGUGGACAGAAAACGGGUCCUUAAUGAAAUAGAGCUCCUCUAUCAGUGCCGAGGACACAAGUGAGAUUGUUUAAUAACAUUAUUUUUUCUAAUAUUCCCUAGUUUUUUCAACUAUGUCUUAGUUAAUCACAAUAAUGUCUUUUUUUUUCAGAAACAUUAUAGACUGCAUUGAAUAUUUUGAAGACAGCCACAAGUGAGUACUAUUUCUUUCCGAUAAAAAUAAGAAAUCAUUUAAUUAUCAGGAUGUAAAGGAAGUUAGUUUUACAGCCUGUCAUUUGGGGAAGCUGUAGCUAGCAUGUACUAGCCCACUAGUCAUUUCAUCUAGCCCAAAAACCCUUUUUGAUUAGCAGACAAUCCUUCUGUAAUUUAAUUUUCCCCUAAAAACGGCACUAAUGCCUAUCAAGCAAAUUAAGAACAAAAAUCACUAGCCCGAUAGCAAAAUCCAGUAGCCCUGGGCCAUUAGACAUGACUUUCUUUGCACGAUUAUAAUGUUCUUAUUGCUCCCCAAACAGUGCUCCAUCAAUUUAUUAAAUUUUCGAAUAUUUUUCUUUCAGGUUUUAUUUGGUUUUUGAAAAGAUGAGAGGAGGUAAUGUUGAAAGUAGCUUGCGUAGCAGACGUUUGAAAGGGAAGGGAAAGGGAGUUUUGGGAAAGGGAGUUUUAGGCGCGAGAGAAACAUGAGGGGCGCACUUUGUGGCAGGCGUUUGAAAGGGAAGGGAAAGGGAGAAAUGCAAAACACGAAACGCAAAAUGCCCCUCACGUUUCUCUCGUACCUAAAACUCCCUUUCAUUUUGGGUUUCUCCCUUUCCCUUCCCUUUCAAACGCCUGCCACGCAGGCUAUUUUGAAAGGGAGUUGUCACUUUUUGUAAUUAAUACUGCAGUUAGUUCCUGUGGGACAGAAUACUUUUUUCUCUGGGAUACAUAAUUUUGUUUGCCACAAAUGUUACCACAUUAUACAGUCAAAGCUCCACUAACGCCUACCUCUCUGCAAUGGUCACUUUUUUGGCAGACAGUCCAUACAUUAACGAGCCCUGUCAGGGUAAAAUUCAACAAGUGACAUGCCCGAAAAAGUGAGAUUUGAAGAUGAAAUGGGAACAAACGACACAAAGAUGGGUUGAAAGUACGACAGUGAUAGAGACAGAGACAAUUGCAAAAACAAUAGUGAAAUGCCGACAGUGACAUGGCCUCCUCCUCAAAAGGCAAAACAACCAGUUUUGAAAUUUUGAUUGGCGGCAUUUAUACUCCCCUUGAGAGGGCCUCAUUAACUCUUAAUUAAACUUCUCUCCUCUGUCCCCAAGUUGGCCCUUGUGGAGAUGUACUGUAAAUAAUAGCAUCUCGGAUGCCUCUUUUUCAUCUUCCUAUUUUUAGGACCUCUUCUUAAAUAUAUUGAGAAGAAAAGAGUGUUCACAGAGAAAGAAGCAAGUUUAGUUGUAAAAGAUAUCGUCUCUGCAUUGGAUUUUCUCCAUAAAAAAGGUACUUACACUGUGAGUUCACUUGAUGUUCUGCAUUAGUAAGUUUUACUAAGGAACUUUAUUUAACCAGGGUAGCUCAUUGAGCAAAGUGGCUGGUAUCCAUAGAGGCCCCAAGUCACAAAGCACAUGCAAAGCACAUUCACAGUCACAAAGCACAUUCAAUUCAUGACACCUUUGCAGAGAUGUAUAACGUAGCUAUAUAAGGAAAAGCUAAGCCGGCUCUUUUAUUUGUUUAACUGGCUUUGCUAUUCAGUUGCACGUUCAAAAUUACCCCAUGUCUUUGUUUGCCAGAGUAAUUUAGCCGGUGGUAAGCUCCCUUUUAGUGACAUCCCCGCUUUGUAAGGGAAUUUUAUACGCUGGUCAAACUCAGGCUCACCUGCCGUGGAGACAUGACAUCUGAUGUUAUUUACGGGUGAUGAUGUAAAAAAACUUCAGAGUCCGCGACAAUUUGAAUCACAAAAUAGUGUGACUCUUAUGAUUACAGACCGAACUGGACUCCACUCAGUCCUAUUACAGUUAUUAAUAUGCACUUGGAAUUUUUUGAUGUUGGCGGUGAUGAAAAAAGGUUGACUUGUAAGCCUUAAGUAAACUAGCAAUGUACAUUUAAAUCAAGGAAUCAAUAGUUUGUGGCUAAUUGCUUCUGAAUCCAAAGGACUCUGUUGCUGACUUGUAUUUAAUGAUGUUUUUUUGUUGUUCCCUUUUAGGCAUAGCUCAUAGAGAUUUGAAACCAGAGAACAUACUGUGUGCCUGUGAAAACCAGGUAGAGAACGGUAGACUAGUAAUACAGCAUUCUCUUGAGUUUUUGUGUAAAUAACACUAGCAUUAUGAAAAAAUUCACUAGCAUUAUGAAAAAACUUUUGGGUGCCAUGUGAGAGGUGUCCAUCUUAUAGAGAGUAUAGUUACAGUAAAAUGACUGAAAAAUGGAAGGGACCAACACCAGGUGUCCAUCCUAGAGAUGUGUCCAUCUUAGACAGGUGUCUGUCUUAUAAAGGUGUCCAUUAAGAAAGAGUUCACUGUAUAUCUGUUGACUGAAACAUAGCCUGUGUACAGCUGCCAAUACAAAUUAUGCUUUCUUUGGUUUGUCAAGUAGCAAUAAACCUUGGUGUCACACUGCCCUUUAAUAAGUUAGUUUCCUGUCUGUCUAAAAUGUUAUUAUGUUGUUGUUUUAAGAACCUAUGGAUUUAUCCUGGCCGACCCUGAAUCAGUAUAACCUCUCUUUUUCACCAUAGCUGUGGUUGUGUUUCAGAUAACACCAGUCAAGAUCUGUGAUUUUGACUUGGCAAGUGGACUUGAUGGUCUGAGUGCCGCAGUAACAACACCAGAGUUACAGACUCCGGUAAUUAUCCAUUUUGCAGAAAAUAAAGUGCGGUUUCAAUAAACAUGGUUUUGACUAUCCUAUUUUCUUUGUGACACAUUAAACUAUUGUUAUAACAUGACACUUAUAAUAGACUCUUGUCCUUUAUGGGAUAUGUAAUAAAUCAGGGCUGUCAAAAAGUUUUUAAGUAGCAGACUGAUAAUGAAUAGUCGGUGGCUUUGGAACUCGCAUCAAAGUUCCUGAGGCCCGAGGUAUCUAGGGACAUUUCGAAAAUUAGAGUCUCGGAAAAUGGCCUUUCCAGGGGUUUUCAAGAGGUGUUUUCCACAGUGGACACCAUGUUGUUUUGUCAGAAUACAUGAAAGACUGGGAACAAUGCCAUUGAAAUGUCCCAGGUGUUCCAAGACAUCGCACAGUUCGAACGUUUCACAGGUCUAACCUGUUAGAAUAUGGGUUCAAUGUCAUUCAAAACUGCGAAAUGGAUGCUUUACAAUUUUAUUCAAUGAUGCUUAUUUUUUGUUAGCAGUUAUGGUAGAAGGAGAUGAAAGUAGCCAGCUAAGGAUGGCUAACUAGCCGGCGGUUUUGGCUGGCUACCGGUCCUUGUUGACAGCACUGAAUGAUAUAGAGUCGAUGGGUGUGUGUCCAACACCUAGAAACCCGCUUAGUCCCGAUGUUUGUCCCGAUGGUGACCAACAUCUAUUUUCUCUUAGCAAUAUCCAUACAUUGUCAAGAGAUUAGGUUAAUAAGAGAAAGUGCUUUGAUCUUUUAUCAAAUUCUCUCAACUCAUUCUUUAUGGAAAUGUAUAGAGAUCAGUUUGGAGAAUUUGUAUGUGGAUAUUGGGGCUAAAAGGGUUGAUACAGUGUGCAGGAAAUUUCACAGCAGACAUUUCAUCUUGCUUAGUUGUUUAGGUGAUGUUACACAAGACAAUAUGCAAGACGAUUCUUAUGGCAACAGUAUUGAAAUUGUAUGAAACAUCUUUUCGCAUCAUCCUGUGUAAUAUCAUCUUUAUGAGAUACUUAUUAAUUUUAACAAGGAUGUAACAGCUGUCUGUGGUUAAUGUCUUGCAAAGUAAGUUAGUUCAGUCUAUGUAGUACCAGCCUCCUUCUGCUUUGUGUGUUUUGUGAAGUGUAGCUAACAACGUUACUUUGUCGUUUCCUACAGGUUGGGUCUGCUGAAUACAUGGCACCUGAAGUUGUGGAUGCUUUUAAGACGCAGGCUACAACUUAUGACAAAAGAUGUGAUUUGUGGAGUCUAGGAGUUAUCCUGUUAGUAAUAUAUUAAUAUUAUUAUUGGUUGCAAUCAUUUCACCUUAAAGCCUCUUAACUCCCCUAAAGCGCCCCUUUCCUGGGUUUCUGAGUAAUUAAGACAAUAUUGGCCAGUUCCUUUCUCCUUAGAUGAAGUCCUUUAAAUCCAGCCAAAAAUUUACAAAAAAAAAAAAACAUUUGUACAAACCAUUUUCCAGUUUUAAACUUUUUCUUAAAAAUAUAUUUAUUUUGAAAAAAGACUUUUAAUACAGGUUUCAUUUUCAAAAUGAUCAGUCUAACCGGUCAGUUCUGACUUUUGGAAAGUGCCCUUAUAACAGAUCGCGCACGCAUGAUGUAUCCUUGGGUAUUCUUAUGUCUAGGUAUAUCAUGUUGUCUGGUCACCCACCAUUUUACGGCAAGUGUGGCACAGAUUGUGGAUGGGAAAAAGGAGAAAACUGUAAAUCAUGUCAGGUGAGUAGAGGAAUAUUAAACUUUGUCAGAAUAAUAAUAUACUGUUAGAGCUACAGUAGACCUCGGAUCGAACUAACUGAACUAAAUUUGCUUCCUUUCCCUUGAACAAAAAAUUCACUAAAAUUUAACCCGAUAACUUGAAUUCUGGUUCUUGUAAUUCCACUCGGAUGCCAUGCCAUCAGCUCUUCUUGUUGUAUAAGGGUAAAGCACUAAAACUAACUCUCGUCAACACUUCAUCUGAUAAUGAUUUUAAUUGGUUCAACGAACGGAUCGCGUUGUAUCAUGUGAGAGAGUUGUUAUAGUAUCUUCUACGCAGAAGAUAAUGUAUUUCAUUCUUUUACUCACAAACUUUUCUGAAAUCUUCUGUUCAUCUCAUCAUAGCUUCCAGGGGUGUAGCCAGCUUUUUUCGACUAGUUGUAGGCCUGGCUGACUUUCAUUUCCCCAUAUCCUGAAAUUACACGCAUGACUAUGACGUACUGACCUCACCAACACUUUGAACUCUUAAGCUUUUUAGCUCACCCCAACAACGCGUAAUGUGUUACCAGUGGUAAAUCAAAAAUUUGUAGGUCUAUGGGCUUGCUACGUCCCUGGCUUCUAUUUUCAUUUGUGUGUGGGUGUGUUUUUUUUACAAAUUUAGGAGAUGCUAAUGAAAAGAAUACAAGAGGGGGUGUAUGAUUUCCCAUCAAAGGUAAAUUAAAUAAAUCGAGGCAAAAAUAAUUAAUAAUGAUUGUAAGUUAUCAGUCUCUUCUUUUGGUAAAAUCGCCAGGUUUUAAUAUUUCUCCCCCUGAUUUUCUUUGAAUUAUGCCGAAAUAGUACAUAGUUGAUCAUUACAAAUACAAAGAUCCUGUGCAAGGGUUGUUUGUUCCUAAUUGUGUAACACUUCACAGACAGUCUCCUGGGCCGGGUUGUUCAAAGCUGGGUUAAGGUAACCCAGGGUUAGUGUGAAAUUUGAAUUCAGAUAUGAAAGUAUAAGACGCAAAUUCAGUUAAGUUCUUUUUACCUACAAUUAGAUGAUAGGCCAUUUGCACUAAGAGGUGAUGUGACAUCGUUUUACGAAAAUGAAAGUUACAUGAUCUUUUCUUCAAAAAACGAUUAGUGGGUCCUAUUUUUAGCAAAAUAAUAGUGAUUUGGUUUUUCAAACCUGUACCAUUUUCUUAAAAUCAGUGAGCGCGUAGCUGGUCACGUGACUAAACUGUGAUUUUUAAAAUUAUGAAUUACCUCUUUCUGAACACAAAUUUUGCACUUAAACUUCAAGGAAAGUGUUGAAAAGUUGAUGUGGGAAUGUUUACAGCAAAUCUGAGCGUAACUAUCAAACGUUAACACGAUCUAAGCAAAAAGUAGUUUUGGCCGCCAUGUUGGAGGGCAAGAGUAUGCCCUCCAACAUGGCGGCCAAUACAAAUCAUACUACUUUGUUGAAAAAUCAAAGUGCCAUAAAAUAUCUCCCUUAAAUGCGUUUCCUCUCAAAUUUCGGGUGUAAGAUAAUUUUUAUGUGCUCUGUCAAUUUUUGGCAUCAGCAAGAUUCCAACUCAUUGUUUAAAGGAAGCAUUGGUCACGUGACCUCUUAUUGCAAAAAAAAGAAUAGAGAAAAUUACCCGGGAAAAUGCUUUGGAACAAAGGAAAAAGAAACUGGAUUAGGAUUUAACCGUGGGCUAGCGCUAAUCGGCUUUCCAACAACUGGGCCCUGGGGUAGAAAGGUAAAUAAUUAGGCGCAAAAAAAUUGGCCAGCGAAGCGAGCCCAGCGGGGAGGGGGAAUGGGUGGCGGGGGCUCUGCCGCCCUUGUUCCCCCUCAACCCCAAGUUCCAUCAAUCCCCUAUUCCGUUCCCCUAGCUCGCGCCGUUAUCAGCUUUUUUUUCACCAUCAGGGAGCCUUGUCCCAGGCUAAGCGCCCCCGCCUAACGACGCUAUCAUCUGAAUGGUGAAACGAGGUCUUACAUCACAGCCAGCAUGUUUUAUGAGUGUUUCAAAGCCCUACUUGUUGCGCCCGGAAGACCGGGGCUCAUCCAAGUGGAACGAACAGUCUGGUAGCGUGAGAAAACAGCCGACAUUUCGAGAUGACACCGCUUCUUUCAUUGCGAAAUGACACCUGAGAAACGAGCGCCGAAAGUCCAUACUUAUGAUGCGUCACUACCCGGAUCUGGGUAGUGCUUUUGAUUUGCUGAAGCAAAUUUCCCACGCGGCACGACCAAUCAGAAGCACUGCCCAGAUCUGCGUACUGACGCUGUGACGCAUCAGCAGAAUAUAAUUUCUGCGCUCGUUUCUCAGACCAGUGAUGGCGUCUCGAAAUGUCCGCUGUUUUCUCAGGCUAAUAGAGUGACGGUUAAAUUAACUGUGCUAAGCUAGUACUGUCAGAAAUUAGAAUUACCUUCGCAUACUCAUUUGUUUAUUAAUUUGCUGCGGCCAUCACUUUGUCAUUUCCACUUUCAGGAAUGGGAUGUCAUUUCACAGGAAGCCAAGAGUCUUAUUUCUCACUUACUAGUUCGAGAUGCAACAAAACGUUACACAACUGAAAUGAUUUUACAACAUCCUUGGAUUCAAGAGGUGAUUAUACGAUUUCUCCUUCCUUCCUUUUUGACAUUGUAGCCAUUGUUUUAGAGUGUGGAAGCAAUAGGUACAAAUGUAAGUUACAGUUGUAAAAGUUUUAUUAAAUUCAUCCCAACUCCCUAGCUUUGCUAACUCAAUUGCUUAGAGCGCUGCACCGAUAUAACAGAGCUCAUGGUUCGAAUCCCCGCGAGCCUGAAUUUUUUUCAGGCUUUCUUUUCGCACGUACAUAGUUGCGUAUUUAACUGUGAUGAUCCUCUCUACCUUUAUUUCUUCAUCCCGCAGUUCAAAUAUAUCAAAUUCAUAUAUUCAUCACUUGUUUUUCACUGUUGUAUUUUCACAGGCGAGCAACACACCUCUUCCCACCCCUACCCUACUAACCAGGUAUGCAGGUCUUUCCUUUUACGUCCUUUCAGCUCUCUGGUUGUUAUCCCGUUUAAAAAUAGAAAAGUAGUGCUGAUGAACUAACCGCGAAAUUAUGUGUGAGAGCUUGGUUUCAUCCUUAGACUCAAGAGUAGCCUGCGUAGAAGUUGUUUCCGUUCCCUGUUAGACGCGCGGAGCUAACUCGAAAGUUUGAACCACCUUCUCCGCUUAAUUAGGAUCAGGGUGAACAAAGACAACUUGGAGGAAGAUUUUUGAGUAUUUCCCUCAUAUUCUCAAAAAAACAACAACAACAACAACAACAACAACAACAAAAAGACAAAGUUUCAUUUUGCUUUUGUUCCCCAGAAAAGUUAACACGGUUAUUUAUGUUGAAGGAGGUUAAGCCCCCUUCCGAUCGCAAAAUGAUAAAACCUUUAACAUAUAAACUUGCUUCCGCCACUACGACUUCUCGCUAAAAUCCGUAGUAGAUUGACGACAGCUAUCACGUUUUCCCGCCAAAAUUGAAGCUGGUGUACGCGCGCACUACUUCGUAUUGAGAAUAUUUCGUUCUCGCAGUCGUCCUCGUCUUAAAAUCUAAAGGUCUCUUUUGUCUUUGCUUAAUCCGCCUAAUCCAUAAACUGGUAGCCUGUUCCAGGCGUUCAGAUAGUGGGGAGCAGUGCAAAGUAAAAAGGAACGCGAAAAAAUAAAAUAAAAUAAAAGUCUCUCCUCUACUUUUCAUCGCUUUCUUUACUUCGCACCGCUCUCCACUAUCUGAACGCUUGGAACAGGCUAAGAAACUGGGGGCUUUGACUGAAUAUUUAGCGCCCCAGACACAACGAGUUUAUCAAAGGCCGCGGGCGAAAUUGAGGCAAAGUGUUCUUACAAGUAGAAAGUUGAAAUUUGUUCUUGGUUGUUGUAGGAAUAUGAAUACCCUUGAACUGCAAGAGUUUGCCGCCGAGGCUGUGGCCAUGAAUCGUCUGUAUUCCGAAGCAACGGCCAUUGAUGAUGAUAACAAUGACGAGUUUCAGAAAAACAUCAAGCCACGAAUGUUUGGACUGUCUCCUCCUUCCAAGUCUGGUUUAGCGAGACGGAGAGCUGCGUCAUCGAAAUCGCAAUUUUCAAAUUCAGUCACCAAAGACAGAGAAGAUGAAAUUUAGGGAGAAACUGUAUUGUACACAUUGUUUUAUGCAGUCCGACAACGACAAAUAUCGUAAAGAGUAGGUACUGUACAGUCUCGACUCUUCGACCCCCUAAGGGCCUGUUUACAUGGAGGCGGGGGACCCCAGGUAAGUGAGGUAACCCGCCUGUCCAUAUAAUCUCUCAUUUUAAUUUGAUCACGUUUACGUGAUAGGUGGGGUGGCCCGCCGCGGGUUACCUCACCUACCUGGGGUCCCCCACCUCCAUGUAAACAUCCCGGCCCCCCAAAAUGCACCUAGGCCAGGUUUGAAAACGGGUAUGGAUUGUAGAGGUCUGGUCUGAAAACGGGUGUGGAAAAUGACAUUUUUUAGUCUGAAAUAGGGUAAGGAUUUGAACCGGGCGGCAUACCCCCACCAAGAAUUCCCAGGAAUAACCCCCCCGGACCUAGAUUUGGUUUCUGCCACUCUCCAGUCAAAUUUAUAAAUUUCAUAUUUGUAUAUUUUUUAAAAUUUGCAUUUCUCAUUUAAUUAAGGAUACGGUAGUAAAACACAACCCCAUCCUUGAUGGGGUCAAACAUCAGGAAACAUUCAAGUCCCCAUAACAAAAUACGUACCUUUCACUGGCCACUGUACGGUUCAGUUAUUGCAGAAAAUAGAGACGUAAAUUCGUCAAUCGUUUUUACAAACCUCUUGAUAUGAAACUAGUGUUCAUUACUUUUGAAAUUACGCGUGUGAGAUAGAAAUUUUUUGACGACUUUGCUCAACCCCAAUAGUGACCAAAGUAAAAAUGUCAAUAAAAUUCGAAACUUCUUUUUGUAAAAUUUUAGGAUAUAAAUAGUUAUACGCAAAAGUUGUGGUUUCAUUAGAAUGGCAACACUAUAGGAUUUCAUCUAAAGACCCAAAGGUUAUAACCACUUUCUAUAUAAGAUAAAUGGUAUCACAUGAAAGUGAAAGUACCGAUGAAGAGGUUUCUUUUGAAUGGUCAGACCACAGGAUUUCGUCAACAUAUGAAUGACAAAUUAGAGAGAUUUAGAGUGACGUUUACGGCAAACGGCAAACGGCAAACGUGAGAUUCAUGUUGAGAAAUUCUCAAAAGAAAUGAGCGGUUAAAAGCAGCUCAAAAUAAUACUUAUGGAUACAACUGGCGUGAAUCGACUGAUUUCCAUGUAGUUAUCAUGAGCAGUGAACGGCAACACGGCAAGUAAAGUCUUGGUCACGUGGUUCAAACUCGCGUUUGCUGUUUGUCCUAAACGCUACUCUAAAGCUCUCUAUUUCUCGCCAUAACUCAGACUAAGGGAAAAAGUGUGAAAUCUGUAUAAAUUUAGCUGAAUACCAUGUUCUGUCGUUGGUUUAGGUGCGGAUCAAUUAUUUUUAUUUCACUUUUUUGACUAAGUGUGUUAACUUUUUAUUGUCUUGAAAGAAUAAUGCUAAAGCUGUAUGAAUUUUUGCACUCUAAGCACUGAAAGAAAGUAGGGUAUUUUAUUACAUAUCAGUUUGUACAUUUUUUUCUUUCAGAGUAGGAGAAAUUGUAUAGAAAUGUGAUUAGUAUUUUAAGUGAGGAUUUUUUAACCUUUUUGUAGAUAUUCUCUGAGGAUCUUUGAAUUCGUUACUCUGUAAAAAUAUUGACGAUCCUCCCAAAAGCUGAAUACGAGUUG
Porites lobata is the source of this 14213-nucleotide messenger RNA. NCBI's taxonomy places the organism in Eukaryota, Metazoa, Cnidaria, Anthozoa, Scleractinia, Poritidae. The record is from the annotation of a GenBank genome assembly.